AAGACAUUUGAACAUCGAAGCAUUCUAUUGGUUAUUUCUCAUAGUCGUGCUAUGUUAUUAAAUCGAUGAAGUUGGAAACAAUAUUGAAAAGGUUAAAAAACUUUAAAGUUUUUAAAACAUAAAAGAAGAAAUGUAUUAGAUAAUAAAUUUAUUUUGUGUUUCAUUUAUGAUUUUAAUUUAAUGAAACAGAUUAAUUGAUAAUAAAAAUACUGAUUUACUUAUUUGCGUACAGUGAUUAUGAAGGUAAUUGCUGUUUAAAAAAAUUAAUUUAUUUUAUAAUAUCUUUAUAAAUACUGUCAUAUAUAAUAAUUUUAAUAUAUAAAAAUUAAAGUUAAAUUAACGUGAAAUGUUAAAACAAAACAAUUUUUUUACUCAUAAUAUCGAUAUUACAUGGAAAACAUUCGUUCGCGAAACUUGUGAUACUAUUCCAACAAUAUUUGAAAAGAAAGAUCAUUGCUUAUGUUUUAAAGGAGAUGAAGCAAAGAAGGCAUAUGAAGAAAUUAUAUCCGAGCAAAGUGAUAUGACUUUACAAUCUGAACAUAAACAUAAAUUAAAAACGUUUAAUAAUCGAAAUUCAAUAUCAAAACCGUUUGAAUCGAUGAAUGAAAAAAAGAAGAAUCAGUUUACUAAGGAAAAAGUGACAAUCAAUGCAAUAUUAAAAGCAGUAGAACAAAAAGACUUAAAAUUUUUAUCAAAAUAUGUAACGUGGGAAAAUGUUAAUUUGACUGAUGAUUUUGGUUGGACCCCUCUCAUGUCAGCUGCAUAUUGUGGUCAUUUGGAUAUUAUAGAAUUUUUAUUAAACCUUGGUGCCAAUAAAAAAGCUAAAGAAAAGUCUGGUCUUACUGCGGCACAAUUGGCAUUAAAAAAAAAUUAUUUGAAUAUAGUUGCAUUACUUAAGAAAAAAUCAGAAUUUGUAUCUAACAAAACAUUACAAGAAAGAGAUACAAAUGAUUCAGAAAAAAAUGCAGAUACUUUGUUACAGAUAAAAUCUGAAUCUGGACUUUUGAAAAAUUAUAAAGACAAUAUACACAGAGAUAAUGAUAAUAUAGAGGAAGGAUUCAAUGAGGGAUUUUAUUGUAAAAUUUGUAAGACUAAUUUUUACCAAACAACUUGGAAGAAACAUGAAACAUCUACACUUCAUAUUUUCAAUAGUAAACCAAAAUUAAAAAACACAAUGUACGGGAUAUCAAAACAAAAUAAAGGUUAUAAAAUAUUAUUAAAUUGUGGAUGGGAUGAACAAGGUGGUCUUGGCCCUACAGGAAAAGGAAUAAAAUAUCCUAUUAAAACCUGUUUAAAAUCUGAUAGAAAAGGAUUAGGACAAUGUAAUGAAAAAGAAUAUAGAGUGACUCAUUUUAAACCUAAAGAUCCUGCAGCAGUUAGUGAUUUUAGAACAUUUAAGCAAAAAUGUUUGAAGAAAAAAGAUAGAGAAAAAUUACUUGAUAGGGAAAUUAGAAGAGAGAAAGCAUUACGUAUUGCUCUAUCUUAAAAUAAUACAUAAAUGAUUAAUAUUUGAUAAUAUUUUUAAGACUGAAUAGAAUAUGAAAUUUGAUCAGCAGAAGGCUUUAAAACAUAUACAACAAGUGGAAGAAAAAGCAGGUGAGAUUCUUACUGAUCGACAAGAAAUAAUUGCUUUGGAUAAAAGAAGAAAUAAUGAUAGAGUUGGAAUGAGGGCACUCCAGAAAGAGAAUUGUGAGAAAAUUUGGUUAACUAUUGGACCAUUAUUAAUUAAAAUGCCAUCCAAAAUUGCAGAAGAAUUACUUAUUAAAGAUCAAAAAGAAUGUGACAUAGAAAUUAAUAAGUUAAGAAGUAAUUUAAAAGUUAAAGUGAAUGAAUUAAGAGAUUUAGAACUUAAUCCACCUGUCCCAGGUUUAAUGUUGCAACCUAUGUCUUAUAAGGAAAUGUCAGCAAUAAAACAAAAUUUGGGUCAAAAUUCUUAAAUAUAUCUAAGAUUUAAAAUAAGAUAUUAUUAUUAUAAUACAAUAAUAUAUAUAUAAUAUGUUAUCUAAUAUAAUAUUAUAAAAAUAUAUAUUACAUUAUAAAAUUAAAAUUAAUAAUUAUAUAUUAUUAUUAUUUACUAAGUAA
Molecule: messenger RNA, 2082 nt
Organism: Apis cerana (Asiatic honeybee)
Lineage: Eukaryota; Metazoa; Arthropoda; Insecta; Hymenoptera; Apidae
Product: p53 and DNA damage-regulated protein 1
Molecular function (GO): protein binding; nucleic acid binding
Source: RefSeq, a predicted model, not a curated record